This is a messenger RNA of Neogale vison (American mink), 4840 nucleotides long. It is a transcript of the gene SLC5A12, whose product is annotated as solute carrier family 5 member 12. Gene Ontology annotation, molecular function: symporter activity; lactate transmembrane transporter activity. The record is from RefSeq and is a predicted model, not a curated record. Gene Ontology annotation, biological process: transmembrane transport; sodium ion transport. The coding region runs from base 334 to 2193 and encodes 619 amino acids. Gene Ontology annotation, cellular component: membrane. The transcript is spliced from 15 exons. NCBI's taxonomy places the organism in Eukaryota, Metazoa, Chordata, Mammalia, Carnivora, Mustelidae.
GAAGAUAAAAGAGCAUGUUAUCUGGCAAGUCCAUUCCACCUCCAUGGUUAUUAAUUUCAGAACACAUCUGAAUUCCUUCUCUGGGGAACAGACAGCUCCUGGCCGGGUCAGAUUUCAAGUUCUCAUCUGUUUCUACCAAUGCCACUACCAAAUUCUUCUUUGUAGUCAACCUCUGAGGUCUUCCUUGAGUACAACUUGGUGUCUGAAGAUCCAGUCAAGUGUCUGUGGUCAUCAGUCUCUUUACAAAAUCACAGUCUCUUCUCUUGGCAAAACAUCUACUGCCCUGAGCUUUGCUUUUGGAAACAACUUCUACCCGGGACCAUACUUCCCAGCAUGGAGGCAAAGAGUUUCGCAGUUUGGGAUUAUGUUGUAUUUGCGGCCCUCUUUGUCAUUUCCUCUGGAAUUGGGGUGUUCUUUGCUAUUAAGGAGAGGAAAAAGGCAACUUCAAGGGAGUUCCUUGUUGGGGGAAGGCAAAUGAGCUUUGGUCCUGUAGCGUUGUCCCUGACAGCCAGCUUCAUGUCAGCUGUCACUGUCCUGGGGGCUCCCUCUGAGGUGUACCGCUUUGGGGCAUCUUUUGUGCUCUUCUUCAUUUCAUAUGCAUUUGUCAUCGUCCUCACAUCAGAGCUCUUUCUCCCCGUGUUCUACAGAUCUGGCAUCACCAGCACUUAUGAGUACUUACAACUACGAUUCAAUAAACCAGUACGCUUCGCGGCCACUGUCAUCUACAUUGUGCAGACGAUUCUCUACACAGGAGUGGUGGUGUACGCACCUGCAUUGGCGCUCAAUCAAGUGACUGGGUUUGAUCUCUGGGGCUCUGUGUUUGCAACAGGAAUUGUUUGCACAUUCUACUGUACCCUGGGAGGAUUAAAAGCAGUGGUGUGGACAGAUGCAUUUCAGAUGGUUGUCAUGAUUGUGGGCUUCUUAACAGUUCUCAUUCAAGGAUCAGCUCAUGCUGGCGGAUUGCACAAUGUCAUAGAGCACUCCACAAAUGGAUCUCGACUCAAUAUAUUCGACUUUGAUGUAGAUCCUCUCAGGAGGCACACGUUUUGGACAAUCUCAGUGGGAGGAACUUUCACCUGGCUCGGGAUCUAUGGAGUUAAUCAGUCCACCAUACAGCGUUGCAUCUCUUGCAAAACAGAAAAACAUGCAAAACUAGCCUUGUAUUUUAACUUGUUGGGUCUCUGGAUCAUUCUGGUGUGUGCUGUCUUCUCUGGCUUAAUCAUGUACUCCCACUUCAGAGAUUGUGACCCUUGGACUUCUGGCAUUAUUUCAGCACCAGAUCAGCUGAUGCCAUACUUUGUCAUGGAGAUAUUUUCCACGAUGCCAGGACUGCCUGGACUCUUCGUGGCUUGUGCCUUCAGUGGAACUCUGAGCACCGUGGCUGCCAGCAUCAAUGCCUUAGCAACAGUGACCUUUGAGGAUUUUGUCAAGAGCUGUUUCCCCCAUCUCUCCGACAAGAUGAGCACCUGGAUCAGUAAAGGCUUAUGUCUCUUGUUUGGUGUGAUGUGCACCUCCAUGGCUGUCGCUGCAUCCCUCAUGGGGGGGGUCGUGCAGGCUGCUCUCAGCAUCCACGGCAUGUGCGGGGGACCAAUGCUGGGCUUGUUCUCUCUGGGAAUCGUGUUCCCUUUUGUGAACUGGAAGGGUGCAUUAGGUGGCCUUCUGACUGGAAUCACCUUGUCAUUUUGGGUGGCCAUUGGGGCCUUCGUCUACCCUGCACCAGACUCCAAGACAUGGCCCCUGCCUUUAUCCACAGAGCAUUGUGUCCCUUCUAAUGUGACAACGUCAGUGCCUACAGUGUUACCUGGCAGACCUGCCAUCGCUGACACCUGGUACUCGCUCUCCUACCUUUACUACAGUGCAGUGGGCUGCCUCGGAUGCAUUGCUGCUGGAAUAAUCAUUAGCUUCAUAACAGGUCACCAGAGUGGCAAGGAUAUUCAACCGUUGCUAAUUAGACCAGUUUGCAAUUUAGUUUGCUUUUGGUCUGAGAAAUACAAACGACUGUGCUGGUGUGGUGUCCAGCACGACAGUGGAACGGAGCAGGAAAACCUUGAGAAUGGCAGUUCCUGGAAACAAGGAGCUGAAUCUGUCUUACAGAAUGGACUCAAGCAAGAAAACCUGGUCCAUAUUUCAGGCCAUGAUCUGAAGGACAGCAGCUACAACAAUUUGGCGUUUGAGAAGACUACCCAUUUCUAACACAGGCAUGCGAGUACAACACACACACACACACACACACACACACACACACACACAAGCAAAAGCACACACACAAAUACACACAGUACGUAUCCUGCUGGCCUAUUGGCUAGUAGAUUGUGUAGUUGUCACUGCUAAAAGACAGGGAUGUCUAAUGUCUAUUUAUACUUAUUUAUAACUACAAAUAAAAUGACUGUUCCCCUGGAUAUUCCCAGGAUACUCUUUGGAAGACCCCAACUUUCAGGUGAGAAGAAACAGCCUAGUCUUAAGUGCCCUGGCAACUUCUUCCUGGAUUAAAUUAGGACUGGAUAUGUCAUAUUAAACUUCAGGGUAUUUUGUUUUGUUUUGUUUUGUUUUGUUUUGGUAGUUCUUGAGCCAUCAUGUUUCUUGGAAUUCACAGGCAGAAUGUAGAAGGGGUUAUGCAUAUUAAAUGCUUCUCCAUCACUGCUGGUAAAAUGAAGGCAUGCCGUCCACGCCGACCCCCAUACCUCACAUAGGUGGAGACACAUUUCACAACACCUCACACUGCAGUUGCAGUUGGAACACUUAAUUGCCUUGAAACCCCUCAUCCCAUGCCAGGCCCCCAUAUCUGAAGUCCUCCUCUUCCAUCAUCCCCGCUCCUACAGCUGUCCUGACCAAGCCUUAGAAAUAAUUUUGCUUAGCACAGGAGAGGGUCUGGUAUAUCUAGUUAGUGCAACAGUCAUAAAUACGCUCACCCUUUGGGCUCUUGGCAUAGUAGGUUUUUCUAUCACUUUACAAAGAAAAAUUGAUUCUGCUCAACAGAAGUCUAGAGUCCCUCUCCAGGGCCAGGUGAACAGGAACAAGGAAUGUCCUAGAGGAGGCUAUUAGGCUAGGAUCUAGGAAAAGAACUUUGCAAAUAGCUUACCAACCCACAGAUUUCACUCGUCAUGGGGUCUUCUUUGGUGCAAAAUACCUUGUCCAUGGGAUUUAUACUUUUCACUUUUUGAGGACUUCAUUUCUUUGCUUCUUCUAAAAACCUUUCACUGCCUCUCCAUUUUUUUUUUUAAUAACAACUUCUGUUCUGUAUUUUCUUUUACUCCAGAACUUAAAAAAUGAUCUUUGAGAACUCAGCUCUGUUGUGCAAGCUCAAAGUGUUCCAUCAGGCUAAGGUGACAUCAGGAAAGAUUUAUAUGGUUGUUUAUAAUUAUAAAUCUAUAAUUUACAGAAAGUAAAAAAGAACCAGUGCCACAGAGCCUAGAUCAGAGGGAAGAUUAUAAGAAAUACAGCAGUGUCUCAGUGUCAGGUCCAUUAGAGCAGUGCCAGGAAUUUCUCUUGGUGACCAGGUAAGAUUAAAAGGCCUAGAAAUAAUAUGUUAGCAAAAUAAAAUGAAAUGGUCCAAAUGGGGAAGAAUGAGAAGCCCCAAAGGCUCUGUUGUUUAGAUGUAAUCCAGGAGGAGAAAACCUUAAAAGAAGCAAUGAGAUAGAGAAAAAAAUUAUGUAACCAGUAUUUGUUAUUAGGGAGAGAAGAUAGAAAGAUGGAGGGGAAACCAAUGAAGAAAUUUAAAAAAAAACCUGGGAUUCAUAAGCCACAACCAAAUGCUUGCCUUCUCUCUCUCCAUUCUCAGUGGGAGAGGUGAAUAGAGUUAGAAAAAGAGAGAACUGGGUUGUGGUUUACAAGGGAGAUGAGAAAAACACAUUUUGAGAAAGGAGGAAAGAAGUAAAGUAAAAAUACACUUGGAAAAAUAUCUGAAAAUGAGAAGGAAAAAAAUCAUGAAAAUGAGAAAUGUCUAAAAACAUUUCUUGAGGUCCACCAAGCUAACAAAGAUGUUGAUCUAAGGAUCUGCAAAUCGGAAGGCGUGAUUAUUUUCCAAAUGAUUUAGUAGUUAGGACAUUCCUAUGACUUAGAGCUCGAGAAUAUAUUAGGUGAAUGUUGACAUCCGGGCCAAACCACAUUGGUUUAGUUCAUAUCUUAUGACUGGGAAGGAAAGCAACAAUUCUGAGGAUGAAACCUCAGUAUAUAAACAGUAGCAAUUAUAUAUGUGGUUUCCUUCCUGCCCCCUGCCUCUCAGAGGAUGCUUUAUUGACAAAUUGCCCAUUAUUCAUUCACUUUAAGGAGACGAUAAAUCAGUUACUACCCAUGCAUCUUGCCUUCUCAGCACACCCUGUAGAGAUUUUAAUGCUGGAGAAAGAACUCGGAGUGGUGUUCUUUCCACGGCAAGAGCAUGGAUGGCAGUCCCUGAAGGGUGUCUGAACUGAGCAGUGGCCACUCAGGCAUCUGAGAACACAUCACAGUCUGAUUUUGAGCUGAGACUCUGCCCCCAGCAGGUCCACAGCGGCCUGCACUCAGACCUGGUCUCCAAUGCUGAGAACCAGCACAGAGCUGCCCCUCCAGACACACCAGACACAAGGGACCCAGGGUGAGAGGCACACUGCUGGGGUAUAGAUGGAUGGAAUACAUUUCAAGGUUUUGAACUGACUCUUGGAAUUGCAUGAAAUCAAAAUGUACCAUAAUGUUCUUCAUUUUACUCACAAAUAAUCCCAUCAACAUUUCACUAGGACGGAACUUUACCCAGAGAGUUUUUUAGGACCCCUUUUUCUCUUCUUUUUUUAGUUGCUAAUUCUCUUAUCUGAAGUAUUAUCAAAGCAUCAGUGAACUUACAAAUAAAAAAUACCAUUAUUAUUGUCAU